AUGAAUGUGUAUGAGGAAUCGGUGCCUGAGAGCAGGGUGGAGAUGUCGCUGUUUGAGAAGACUGAGGACGUCUACCAGACCCUCCACCAUCCUCCAGUAGUGAAGAACCUCCACCCAGAACCCGGGUCAGUGACGGGCGGCAGGUUUAAGACGAUGCAGAUGGUCUUCAACACCCUGAUCAUUAUAUUACUGAUCACUGUACUACUGAUCACUGUAUUGAUCCUGAUCGGACUCCGCACUGAGUCAGCUGCAGAAACACUGCAGAACACAGCGCUGGAGGAACCACAGCUCUCUGAUGAGGAUAGAGAGCUGUGGCGUCUCCAUGAGGGUGAUUAUUAUUUGUUCUGGGAGGCUGAAGGAACCUGCACUGAAGCUCAGAACUUCUGUUCAGAGAGGAACUGCAUAAUCGGAUCUGUUACAACAAAGAACCAGGAUUUAGUUUCUUCUGAAGACCUGGACGAGAGUCUGCGCCACUGCCCGAGGACUGGAGGAGACUCGGAGAAAGCUCAGGGCUGGGUCUGCACUGACAAAAACUUUUUCCUGUUUCACGAUUUUGACUUUGAUAUAGCAGAAGAAGAUUAUAUGAAUGUGUAUGAGGAAUCGGUGCCUGAGAGCAGGAUGGAGAUGUUGUUGAUUGAGAAGACGGAAGACAUCUACCAGACCCUCCACCAUCAGCCUCCAGUAGUACUUAGCUUUGUUGAAUAG
Messenger RNA from Astyanax mexicanus (Mexican tetra), 705 nucleotides. RefSeq lists its product as uncharacterized. Bases 1 to 705 code for a protein of 234 amino acids. NCBI's taxonomy places the organism in Eukaryota, Metazoa, Chordata, Actinopteri, Characiformes, Acestrorhamphidae. The record is from RefSeq and is a predicted model, not a curated record. The transcript has 6 exons.